AGCCUCAGCCCCGGAGCGGCGAGCGCCGGGUGACGAGCUCUCCACAGGCCACUGUCAGAGACAGGAUCCUGGGCCAGAUGUUCCUAGAUCUGACCCAGUCCAGCAGCUCUGGUGCUCUUAGAAGCACUGUUUGUGGAGCAGCACUGAGGGGUUCAAACACCGAACCAGGCUGUAGACACCAGCAGGUCUCUUCAAUGACUGACAACGCUGCCAACUCCUGGGGUUGAAAACCCACCCUGCUUACACUGAACCAGAUUAAAUGCAGUAGCUUGUGAUGACCCUUCUGUGUGCAAAUCCCAGUCAGGAAACUUCAUCCUGCUCUGAGCCGUGGGGCUGCACAAACACCUUCAGGGAGAGGCGAGGGCGGCGGGAUGGCCGGGGAAGGUUUCCUGCAGCGGUUUUACAAUGACAACGUGUUUGUGCGAGGGGACGAUGAAGACUUUUGCGCAUGGAGGAGCUAUGAGGUGGUGGAAAAGACGGUGGCCAAGCUCGUGGAGUGGCUGUAUCAGAGCACCACCGGCCUGUACCCCGAGGGUGCCCAGCCCAUGGGGAGCCACCAGCAGGAGCUGCAUCUCCAGAGCCGUGACAGCGCCAGUGACUUCGACUUUCUCAUCCCGCUGCGCUUCCAUCCUGAACUCCGGCUGCGGGGCCGCAGGACGGUCUGGGACCCGAGCGCCAUUGACCGGCGGCUCCCCACCUACAUCUACGGGGCCCAAGGGGUCUCGCUGUUCCGCUGCGGGAGCAGGUUGGUGGUGGAUCUGGACACCCUGAGAGCGGACGGGGCGACUGCCUACUGCGAUGAACCGGCCCCGCAUACAGGGAACCCCAAGGCAGGAGAGAGAGAUCGAUUCAAGGAAAGCAUCGACAGUCACCACUUGGAUCCUGUCCGCAUCCUGCAGGACUUCCACAGAUAUGUGCAAAAUGCUCUGACUGCAGAUGAAAACAGCCACCCCAGAGACAACGACCCAGUGUUCCAAGCAAGAAUGAUCAAACCUAGAGUGCCUCAGAUUCAUAAAUCAAUAAAAGAGAGAAUCACACUGAAGCCUUGGGACCCUAAAUGCCCAGCUGUGCAGCUGAUUUUCCGGCUGGGCGAGGAGGAGCUAGUCUCUGUGGAUCUGGUCCCUGCUGUCCAGAAUAAGGUGGUGUUGUCUGAAGACUGGCAGAUAUAUGACCUGGCCAGACUGUCCGACUGGUGGGACAAGGAGCCGAGCAAUAGCCAGGAAAGAUUCCGCCAGAAGGGAGAGCGAGUUGGGAGAAUCGGUGCUGACAUAGUGGCCAAAGAUGGUUUCUGGAGGUUCUCUUUUGCUAUGCCGAGACAGCUUUUCUCCGGGGACAUCGACAGUGAUGGGGGGCAGCGACGGAAAGCUCUGAGACUCCUGAAGUUCAUAAACAAGGAGUGCUGGGUCCCAGAAUAUGGCAAGAUAUUGACGUCUUACCACCUGAAGACCGUUCUUCUGUGGGCCCAAGAUAUUCACCCAGAGACAGAGAAAUGGGAGGACCCUGGAGUCAUCCCUGAAGACCCUUCUGAGCCUCCUAUGUCCACUGCGUGAACAAGGAAAGCUCCCCCACUAUUUCCUGCUGACUUUAACCUCUUCAACAAGCACUACAGGGAAGGUAACGGGUUCUAUGAGCACCUGGCCUUCCAGGUUUCAACAAGGAGGGGAGCUGUUGGAGGUGAAUCCAGCAGACUAUAUAUUCCUGAGAGUCCCCAAGAAGGAUUCCGAGUGUUCUGGGGCCUCCAGCCGAGCAGAGACAUCUCUCCAGGGAUUUAAUUCAAGCCACCUGAAGAAGCUGAAGGAGUUGGAGGAGAAACAACUGUAUGAGUGGGAAGAGGAAGAGCCAGGUAACAAGAAUGUAACAGCCUAGCCAGUCCAAGGGAGGGAACAGGUUGAGCCCUGAAGGAUUUAACAGAAGAGCAGAUCCCGGCUGUAGGAUUGUGCUGGAAGCAGCCACAGCCAUACCUAGAAUGAGAGAAACGUGUCAUCUGAGUGAGCUGGUAAACUACACAUGCAUCACCAGUUUGACUUGAAAAUUGCUGAGCUCCAUGGGGGCCAGGUUGGGUUAGUGCUGAAAAUUUCAUGUUUUUUCCCUCAAAUAGAUAGCCCCUCCCCCCUGCCUUCACUUUUAAAAUUUCUCCCAUUCUUAUCAUGGGUCUGUUCUGGGUGAAGCGGGCAAAAUACUCAGGGCAUAGUGGAUGUGACAUGGACUAACAUUCAGUAAUUAAAAAGUUACUGGGCUGUGGGAUCUGGCUUUGAGAUUGACACGCACCAGCCAAUGAUCAUAAUGUGCCACCUACAGAGCCACUCAGGCUGGUGUAGCUGGGAGUCCAUCCCCCCCCACAGCAAAUGCCCCACAACCCCUCCCACAGCGCCCCCAAUGGGAGAGUAUCACGAGUCAUGGAGGCACUGCUCUAGAAUGCCCCACAUGAAGCCAGUCAGGGUCCUGGGGCACCGUGCUUACUUUCGGUGAGCACAUUGUCACUAGGGGUAAGGAGCUUACACAGCUUCGUCCUUCCUGAGUUUGACCUUGGAGCAUCCAGCAUCCCCGUCCACACCGUUUGCUUCUCGCAGCCAGUCUGCCCUGGUGGGACUCCUGGGGAAGCCAGGGGGCCCUGCACCCCAACUCCAUAGUCACACGUGACUGAACCAGCAUUGUUAAAAUGGAAAGUUUAUUAGACGAGAGGAACACAGAGUAGAACAGGACACGGUUAGCCACAGAAAUCAGUGACUUUCAGCCUAAUCCAUCUUGGGAGGAGGGGAGCCCAGAGCCAGGGCUCUGGCCCUCCCCUGCGCUCUAGGCCAGCCGAGACUGACCCGCUUUCAGCUGCCUGACCCUUGCCUCUGUCCAUUGCUCCUCCUCCUGUCUUGUCUGCUUCCUGGGCAAAAGGUUUUCACCUGGUCACAUCCCCCUCCUAGGCUCCAGUUAGAAGGGGACAGCCAAAGCACAGGUGCAGCCAGCAGGAGCAGCCCCUGCAAAAGUCACACCUUAUUACCACAAUCUAGACAUUGGUGUAAUAUCCAGGGAAACUGAGGCACACACAGUAUUCAUGCAAAACAGUAAGAUUCACAUAGGCUCACAUACAACAUAAGAUGAAUAAAACCCCACUUCAUCACAUCUUCCCCCCUUCGAGACCGAACUGAGUGGGGUCACUUUAGCCAGUGACCUGGGGAGGUUUGGGACCCCCUCUCUGGGACAAAGCAUCAGCUAUAAUAUUGGCACUCCCCUUAACAUGGGCCACCUCCAUCUCAUAUUACUGGAGGGACAGACUCCACCUCAGGGGCUUGGUAUUGGCCCCUUUCAUCUGGUACAGCCACGGCAGGGUGAGUGGUCAGUGUACACAGUGAAGUGCUGCCUGAAUAGAUCUGGGUAUGGCCUCUUAAGAGCCCAGCCCAGGCAUAGCCCGGGGCAGCAGCUUCCUGCUCAGGUACAGGAUGGGGUGUUUCUCCUCCUUUCCAUUAGUGUGUGUCGACACCACACCCAGCCCUGUGGCUGGCACGUCAAUGAACACCAUCAAGGGCUUGUCAAAGUCUGGGUUUCCCGGCACCGGGCCCUUGACCAGAGCCUCCUUCAGCAUGCAGAGAGCCCUCUGGCACUGCCCAGUUCAGACCAGCUUGCCUGGCUCACCCUUCUUAUAUAGCUCCGUGAUGGGAGCUGACACAGAGUUAAAGUGGGGCACAAACCUCCGGCAGUGCCUUGCCAUCCUGAUAAAGGCCUGGGCCUGUUUCUUAGUCUAGGAAGCAGGCCACACUCUGAUCGUCCCUACCUUGGCUGGCUCUGGCUUUAGACAGCCACUCCCCACCUUGUAGCCCAUGUACGACAUCCCCACCUGGCACUUGCCAGCUUUUACAGUCAGCCGUGCAUGCUGGAGGUGACCCGGCCCCUUCUUUCUGGGACAUGUGGUCCUCCCAGGUAUGGCUAACAAACCAAAUAUCAUCAAUGUAUGCUAUGGUAAAGUUCUCCAUCCCAUUCAGUAACUGAUCCACCUGGCGCUGAUAGGUGACCGGCACCUCCUUGAAGCCAAAAGGUAGAACCAGGGAUUGGACAUAUAUAGAUUCACUGACAAACACCUUUGUUAAGAUUGUCCAGGGACAGCUCAUGCCCUUCCAGAACUGAGUUCAUCAAAACUCAAACUUGUGCAAGCCAGAAAAUAUGGAGUUAAGGUAAAUGCCCAGCACCACCUUAACUCUGCCCUGCCCCCGAGCUUGCAAUAGCCACUGGGAAUUAUCCACAUGCCCCACAGCUGUGUUUACUGCGAUAGGUGGCGCUGUACUGAAUGGGGGAGGGAGCAGAUGGAGCUGCUUGGCAGAGCUGUGAUUGGGAUAUGAGACUUUGGGGGCCCUGCCUCUCUGAGGGUAUCUGAGCCCCUCUCCCUGCCCCCUCCCCCCUGUGCAAUCAAAAGAAAAAGGUGCAUGCAGACCUUGGGAUAUCCGCUACCCCUCGUUUCAGAGCGGCAUUGUGCAGGCUGUGGCACUAGCAGGGCACAAGGGGUGUCUUGCCAUGGGGACUGUCAGCGGCGAGGUGAGUGAUGAGCGAGGUCUGUGGGUUUAAUGAAGGGGGAGUGAAAGCAUCAUCGUGCAUAAAGGGGAAGGGGCUGUAAAAGUGAUUUUGUGCAAUUAGCAGCUCGGUGUCCUUUCUACGGACAGGCUCCAUGUCUGAGUGUAGGGCGGCCGUAGGGAGCUCCUGCGCUGUACAGGUCAAAGGCAGGGUGUGAAUGUGGGCAUUAGGGACAUAUUGGGGCAUCGCUCAAAGAGGGCAGAAUUAAGGUUGUGUUGGGCAUUUACCAUAACACUGUAUUCCCUGAGGUUCCAAAGCUCAAGUGUUGCUGAGCUCGACGUUCCAGAAGGGCACGAGCUACCCCCGGGCAACCUUUACUCUGCAUUCACAAUGUUUUUUGUCAGUGAAUUUCCUAAUUUUUUUGAACAGAAAGAAAAUGUUGUUGCCAGGAGCUAGUGCUCCUUGAGGCAGCUGCAAUUCUCAUGUCGGUGACCAGUUCAGAUGCUCCUGUGAAUUCUUACACAGCACUUUUCACCAGUAGCUCUCAAGGAUGAAAACAUCAUUAUCCCCAUUGUACAGAUGGGGAAACUGAGGUGUGAAGUGACUUGGCUAAAGUCAUCCCACAGGCCCAGGGCAGAGCUAGGAAUAGAGGCCAGUUUUCUGAGUCCCAGUCCACUGCUCUCUCCACUCAGCCAGAUAGUGCCUAUGUUAUUCUUAACUGUCCCCCUACCUCCUGCACACUGUUCUCAUGGGAUAAUGGCCAUGUGUUGCAAUGUUUGCAGUGUGUAGAUGCUAACAGGGCUGAUGAGGGAAACCUCAUCCAUGAUCUAGUUCCCAAAAGCUUGAUGGUUUUAUUACGUCAGUACUACGGUGCCGUGAAGCAUGUGAGAGAAAUGCUGUGUCUCUCUCCUCCCCCACCACCCCAACAUAUAGGCCCCCCCUAAUAUUUCCAGCUCCCCUUUCCAUUCAGCCAUCAGCAUUUAACACUCCAGGGCUCAGCAAAUCACAGGCAGAAUCUGUGAACUUGAAGCCAGGUUGUUUUUGGCUGGAUCUCGGGAACCCGUUGGUCAAAUGUCCACAAGUCUGGAUCCUCGACCGCAGCCCGUGCCGCCGUGGGGCCCACCCAGUGCCCAGGCAGUCUGAGCAGCAGCAUGGAGUUUAGGCACUGAGAACAACUGAGCUUUAAUUAGAGCUGGACUGGCCACUAACGACAGCAGAGGGUUCAGCUAUAAUAGGCACCAACUGUGACGUCUCAGAACACCUCGCAGUCAUCAACGGGUUUAUCCUCAUGAUGCCUUGGGGAGGCUGGGCAGGGCAAGAGCCCCCAUUGUACACAUGGGGAAACUGAGGCAGAGACAGUCCACAUGACAUGAUCAAGGUCACAUAGAGAGUCUGUGGCAGAGCCAGGAGCUGAACCCAGGAGUCCUCCGAGUCCCACAGCGACCGACUCCCCCAUCCAGCUUACCUGCCCCCACGUCUGUUCCUGGUCUCGGGGCAUUUCUUCCCAUGGUUUGUUCAUGUGCAGCGACGGGGGCUACAGUCUGUGUCAGGGUGCGUGUGUGUCUGUGCAGCACCUGGCGCGAUGGGGGCCCCAAUCUCAGUGUCCUUGAUUCGAUGCCCUGGCGGGCUGUGGGGCUGGGGCAGAUGGUUAUUGUACAGAGACAAUCACCACAGUAUCCCCCUGAGAGACCCCCAGUAUUUCCCCAACCUCCCUCCUCAGAGACCCCCAAUAUCUCCCACCUCAGAAACCUGCCAACAUCCCCCAUCAGAGACCCCCAAUAUCUCCCCAACCUCCCCUCUCAGAUAGCCCCUGACAUCCCCCAUCAGAGACCCAAAUUUCUCCCCCACCUCCCCCUCAGAGACCCCA
Messenger RNA from Dermochelys coriacea (leatherback sea turtle), 6361 nucleotides. RefSeq names its product protein mab-21-like 3. NCBI's taxonomy places the organism in Eukaryota, Metazoa, Chordata, Testudines, Dermochelyidae. The transcript has 9 exons. The record is from RefSeq and is a predicted model, not a curated record. Bases 372 to 1550 code for a protein of 392 amino acids.